This is a messenger RNA of Ilyonectria robusta, 711 nucleotides long. RefSeq lists its product as uncharacterized. The coding region runs from base 1 to 711 and encodes 236 amino acids. The transcript has 3 exons. The record is from RefSeq and is a predicted model, not a curated record. Lineage: Eukaryota; Fungi; Ascomycota; Sordariomycetes; Hypocreales; Nectriaceae.
AUGGGGCGGGUCAAGGGCCGGUCUCUUGCCGGGUUGGUGGUGGAUUGGCGGUGCCUAAGGAGUCGAGGACCAAGGGCCUCGGAAAGGAAAGGGGGGUUGGCUCGUCUGAGAGUGCACGACGAUCGCCCGAGCGGCGGAACCACAAGGACUCUUGGCCGUGACGCGUCGGGAGGCGGUUGGGUUGGGCUGAUUGCCAGGUAUCACCACGAGUGCACUGGCGUCGUGGUCGUGGGCCGGUGCAGAGACGAAAUAGAUGAGAAGGGUUGGCGAAGGCAAAUCGCUUCCGAUCUGCGGGAGUCGGCUGAAGUAGAGCGACUACAGAUGUUUCGUGCUCGGCUGGCCAGUCGUCGGGGGUGUCUAUCAGCGGGGCAGCCCAGUGCGUGCGGCUGCGAGUUGAUCAAGAAGGCUGCUCGAUUGAAGCAGAAGCGAGUGGGCGAAUGUUUGGGCGGCAAUCUGUGUGUGUAUCGGGACAGUCCGGGUACGAGCAGGGAACAGGCCGAGAGUCACGUUGAGAGUAGAUCUGAAGGACAAGCGGUGGGCUCGGGAGCCUACAGCGAGAAGGCGGACCAAGAGGUACUAGGUAGGGAUUUCGAAGUUGGGGUUCGGAUGCGCGUGUGCGGGUUCUGGCAGGCGAGAAUCAGGGGUGCGUGCGUGCGAUUGAUACUGGGUGAGCAAUAUGCAGCCGUAAGUCGGUGUUGGGCGAGUUGCUGA